This is a messenger RNA of Aspergillus melleus, 1071 nucleotides long. Its product is annotated as putative zinc metalloproteinase. The transcript has a single exon. Gene Ontology annotation, molecular function: proteasome binding. NCBI's taxonomy places the organism in Eukaryota, Fungi, Ascomycota, Eurotiomycetes, Eurotiales, Aspergillaceae. The record is from RefSeq and is a predicted model, not a curated record. Bases 1 to 1071 code for a protein of 356 amino acids.
AUGAGCGAAGAAGAACCCUCCUUAUCCCUAACCAUCCACCAUAGUGGCAAACCGCAUCCCAUCGCCCUCCCUUCCACCGCAACCCUCCAAGACCUCGCCUCCCUCCUCUCCUCCACCCUACACAUUCCCAUCGAAAACCAGAAACUCCUCAUCUCCCCGAAACCGGGACUCCAGAAACCCCCGUUCGCCGCCACCCGCCUCGACGCGCUGAUCCCGCUCGACUCGCCACGCCUCAAGAUCACCCUCCUCGGCACCCCAGCGCAGGACAUCGCCGAGCUGAACGCCCAAGGCGAAGCGACCCGUCGUCGCGACGAGGCGCGCACCGCCGCCCUCUCCGCCUCCCGCCAACAGCAACGCAAAGCCGCCGCCGCCAACGCAUCCCGAUCACGCAACGGCGGCAUCCACACCCUUUCUGGCGGUGGCAGCGACUCAUACACCUUCCACCGCCUCCUCCCCCUCUCCUACCUGCCCAACCCAUCCCGCUCACAACAAUUCCUCGCCCGCCUCCGCGACGACCCCGGCAUCCGCGCCGCCAUGACCAAACACCGCUUCUCCGUCCCUCUACUCACAGAAAUGGACCCGAUCGAGCACACGACGCGCGACUCGCGCACGCUAGGCCUCAACCGGAACAAAGGCGAGGUGAUCGAGCUGCGGCUCCGCACGGACGCGUACGACGGGUAUCGCGACUACCGGACGAUUCGGAAGACGUUGUGCCACGAGCUGGCGCAUUGCGUGUUCAGUGACCAUGAUCGGGAUUUCUGGGAUUUGACGGCGCAGAUUGAGCGGGAGGUUGAGAGGGCGGAUUGGAAGCAUGGGGGGAGGAGGGUUACCGAGGAGGACUUUUAUAAUCCCGGUGAUUGGCAGGAUAUGGAGGAUCGGGGGGAGGUGGUGGACGAGUGUGGGUGGACUGGGGGGGAGUUUGUGUUGGGUGGUGAAGGAGGGGAUAGUACUGCUGGUGGUGGCGGUAGUGGUAGUGCUGGGGGUGAUGUUGGUGGGAGUCGCAGUCGCAGGGAGAUGAUGGCUAGAGCGGCGGAGGAGAGGAUGAGAAAGGAGAGGGAGAAGGAUGCAUAG